GCGUGAACGAUUAUUUGAAUACCGUUCGUAAGUUGAUAUUACAGACAGUAUGGGAUGAUGUGUCGGAAUUUCUAAACGGAAGAGGAUUCACGAUCAUCGAACAAUUUCCAAAUUAAUCUAUUCGCGCGUGAUCUCGCGAAUUUUUUUAUGAUUUCUAAAUCGCGAUAACGUCAUGAUUAAAUGGCGGGGACAGGUGAAAACGUCAUUUUGACAGAAUGGCAGAAGGUCUGGAAAGGCGUACGCGAUUUGUGUUGAGUGUUCGUUCAUUUUUACUCUGUGAAUAUGGACCCGCGUGUGUUCAGUAAAUUACAAGAGAACUACGAUCGAGGAAUAAUGCCGUGAAAUUGUUCUUGCGUACGAUCGUAAAGAAAAGCGUGUCUCGUUGAAAGAAGCGUAUUACGAGAUUUCGUAUUGCCGUCGAAGCGAACGAUCGAGAAAAUUACACGGGUUUUGCUCGUAAAUGUAUCGUUAGUUUUAUGCAAGGAUUUCUGACCGUAACGCGGUACAGAUGUGAUGGAGGAUUAUAAAUUUCUCUUCAAAGUUGUGCUCGUAGGAAAUGCGGGCGUCGGCAAGACUUGCCUCGUGCGCAGAUUUACCCAGGGAUUAUUUCCUCCUGGUCAAGGUGCAACAAUAGGUGUUGAUUUUAUGAUUAAGACCGUAGAAGUAGAAAAUGAGAAAGUUAAGCUACAAAUCUGGGACACUGCUGGACAAGAAAGGUUUCGUUCUAUAACUCAGAGUUAUUACAGAUCCGCUCAUGCUCUGAUUUUAGUCUAUGAUAUUUCUUGUCAACCUACGUUCGAUUGUCUACCAGAUUGGUUACGUGAAAUUGAAGAAUAUGCGAGUAAUAAAGUUCUUAGGAUAUUAGUGGGUAAUAAAAUUGAUCGCGAGGACAGAGAAAUACCAACGCAUGUUGGAGAAGAUUUUGCACUGAGACACGGAAUGUACUUUUUAGAAACGUCCGCUAAAGAAGCGGAAAAUGUAGAACGGUUGUUCAUGGAGAUAGCGGCUGAACUCAUGGAGCAAGCACGCAGUAAAGAACUACCUAGAUAUGAAACAAAUACAACUUCAAUAAAUGGAAAAACAACAUCAAUCGGUGAUACAAGCAACUGUGGUUGUAGUCGACUUUCUUAAGUAGCUUUUCUAUGUAACAUUAAUUCACCCAUAACACACAUAAUUUUAGUUGCUAAAUAUGUACGUAGAACAUUAUCGAACAGUUUUUAUAGAGGAUGAAGAUUGAACAUGAUACUAGUCAAUCUUCCAUAACUAAAAAAAUGAAGAUUCUAAUAUUAGCACAUCUUUGAUAUUAUAUGUUAGUAUCUAGUGUUAUAUCAUACAGAUUAUAUCGACAGUUUUGUUGCAAAAAAGUAUUCAAUACUUAAAAUUAAAAUGAAUUUUAAGUAUGUUGAUAAAUAUUUGUUCAUAAAGUAGCAUGUUUUCAUAAAGAUCGACUAAAGGAAUCUUUUCGUUACGGUUUUACAUGAUUGCACUAUAUGAAUAAUAAAUAAGUUAGGGGGCCUGUGUUUAGGCAUUUAAUAAUGUUUCCAUGAACGGAAUUAUGCUAUAUUUUUUAUAGUAUUUUUUGUUGUGUCGGAAAGUACAAAUAGAUAUUUCAUAUUUGAUGACUGAAUUCGGGGUCAUCGCAGUGAAUAUAAGGUUUUUACUCAAAAUUGUAAGCCUAAUAUUAUCCAGGAUUUUUUCAAACGUGCAAUAUACAUAUAUUAUAAGUGUUUAUUACACCGCUGUAAAGAUCUACUGAUGCUUGAUAUUAAAAAGCAAACAAUUCUAUACGUUUUUAACACAUAAUAAUUUACCAAAACUAUUAUUAACAAUUGUUUACAUCGAUUAUUAUUGCUACUUAUGAUAAGUGCACACGAUUAACAGAUUCUCUUAGCAGCAUUUACACAGCCAAAGUUUUGUUGUAUUUGUUUAAGAUUUUAUUUAUGGUUUUUAAACCAGCGGAUAAUUAUUGCUUGUUCCAUCUGUGUACUGUCUGAUGUUAUUAUUUAUAGAUCUUUUAUUAUUAUUUAUAUUUUAUAAGAUAAGUCUACUAUUGCUCGUACUGUUGUAACAAUUAACACAAUUUUAUUAACACAUUA
Colletes gigas is the source of this 2096-nucleotide messenger RNA. Its product is annotated as ras-related protein Rab-30-like. The record is from RefSeq and is a predicted model, not a curated record. NCBI's taxonomy places the organism in Eukaryota, Metazoa, Arthropoda, Insecta, Hymenoptera, Colletidae. The transcript is spliced from 5 exons. Gene Ontology annotation, molecular function: GTP binding; GTPase activity. Bases 514 to 1131 code for a protein of 205 amino acids. Gene Ontology annotation, cellular component: trans-Golgi network.